UUGAUAAUGGUUUGAAUCCAGUUCCCCAUCGACUGGUUCCUGCAAAAAUUUAGCAAGCUUUACUAACAAAAAAUCCCAAAUCAAAAUUAACCUGGAAAAUCGAGAAAAGCUCCACCAAGAUUCUAACUUUUUCCCAAAUUUGACAAUGGCCCAAAACCAAAGACCCAAAUCCCUCCUUGAUUCUUUGGGUGAAGAAAUCAUCAGAAUCCUCACCCCCGUUUCAAUCUGCAUGCUUUUAGUCGUCCUUUUGGUCUCAAUUCUUAACUCAAGUUCUUCACUUUCCGUAACUUCCUCAAUUGCAACCAUAGCUUACUCAGAAACCGGCUCAGAUUCAUCCUGGGACAAGUUCAUAGGUGCCCUUUUGAAUUCCUUAGUUUUUGUAGUUGUUGUCACUGUUGCUACCUUCAUUUUGGUGCUCUUUUUUUACCUUAGAUGCACUAAGUUCUUGAAAAUCUAUAUGGGUUUUUCUUCUUUUGUGGUUUUGGGAUUCAUGGGUGGUGAAAUUGCCUUGUUUUUGAUUGAAGAAUUCAGUGUUCCUGUUGAUUGUAUUACCUUUUUGGUGCUUCUCUUUAAUUUUGCUGUUAUUGGUGUUUUGGCUGUUUUUAUGUCAAAAAUGCCAAUUAUUGUGACUCAAGGCUACUUGGUUUUAAUUGGAAUGUUGGUUGCUUAUUGGUUUACUCUUUUGCCUGAAUGGACUACUUGGGUGUUAUUGGUUGCAAUGGCAUUGUAUGAUCUUGCUGCUGUUUUAUUGCCUGUUGGUCCUUUAAGGCUCCUUGUUGAGCUUGCUAUGUCAAGGGAUGAAGAUAUCCCAGCUUUGGUUUAUGAGGCUAGGCCAGUUACACAUCAUGAUUCUGCUUCAAGGCCAGUUCAAAGGCGGAUCUGGAGAGAAAGGCAAAAUGUUAGGCUAGAUUCCGAGGACAGUUCAAGUUUGAAUUCUGAUUUGAAUUCUACAGUCAGUAUUGUUCAAAGUAGUCACAAUGGCGCAAGAAUUGCUAGAGUGGAAGAGGGACAGGUUUCAGAAAGGGAUGCUGAGCUUUCAGCACCGUUGAUUGAUCGCAGAAUGGAUGCUCAAGACGGUAUGUCAACUGAAAGUUUGAUGCUAGAAGGUAUGGGGUUAGGUUCGUCUGGUGCUAUCAAGCUUGGAUUAGGGGACUUCAUCUUCUACAGUGUGUUAGUCGGUAGGGCAGCAAUGUACGAUUUUAUGACAGUGUAUGCAUGUUAUCUUGCAAUUGUAGCUGGUUUGGGCAUUACAUUGGUGCUAUUGGCAUUGUAUCAGAAAGCUCUACCGGCUCUUCCCGUGUCGAUAGCACUCGGUGUGUUGUUUUAUUUCUUAACAAGGUUCUUACUUGAAGUUUUCAUUGUACAAUGUUCUUUGAACCUUCUGAUGUUUUAAAUAAUAAAUGAUCUCAUGCUUUUAAAUCAUAGAA
Gossypium raimondii (Peruvian cotton) is the source of this 1427-nucleotide messenger RNA. RefSeq names its product presenilin-like protein At2g29900. The transcript has a single exon. Gene Ontology annotation, molecular function: aspartic endopeptidase activity, intramembrane cleaving. NCBI's taxonomy places the organism in Eukaryota, Viridiplantae, Streptophyta, Magnoliopsida, Malvales, Malvaceae. The record is from RefSeq and is a predicted model, not a curated record. Bases 146 to 1393 code for a protein of 415 amino acids. Gene Ontology annotation, cellular component: membrane; nucleus. Gene Ontology annotation, biological process: protein processing.